Messenger RNA from Zingiber officinale, 1198 nucleotides. RefSeq names its product serine/threonine-protein phosphatase PP1-beta-like. Gene Ontology annotation, cellular component: cytoplasm; nucleus. The transcript has 4 exons. Lineage: Eukaryota; Viridiplantae; Streptophyta; Magnoliopsida; Zingiberales; Zingiberaceae. The coding region runs from base 280 to 651 and encodes 123 amino acids. The record is from RefSeq and is a predicted model, not a curated record. Gene Ontology annotation, molecular function: protein serine/threonine phosphatase activity.
CGAACUCAACGGGUGACUCCAGGUCCCUCUUUCGAAUCGAUCCAUGGAGGAUGGUGGCGCGCGAGGCGGGAAGUAGGCGCAACGAAGUUAUCCUUAAGAAUCAGUUGCUUUUGUUCCUCGAUUGAUCGAAGAGCUGCGCGGGAAUCGAGGUUUAAAGAGGACCAAGAGGUGGGAAUCGGGGAGGACACCGAAGUGGAGAUCCUGCUGCUUCGCAUUGUGUCGAAGGAGAUCUUUCUCAGACAGCCAAUUCUGCUGGAGCUCGUGAUUCCCGGGGUAACCAUGAAUGUGCUUCCAUCAAUCGGAUAUAUAGACAAGACAAAGUGUCGGAGUUUCUUGAGAAGCAUGAUCUGGAUCUCAUCUGUCGUGCCCACCAGGUGGUGGAAGAUGGCUAAUGAAUUUGUUGCAAAGCGACAGCUGCUGACAAUAUUCUCUGCCCCAGAUUAUUGUGGGGAAUUUGAUAAUGCUGGUGAUAUGUUGAGUGUAGAUGAAACUCUCAUACGUUCGUUUCAGAUUCUUAAACCAGCUGACAAGAAGAAGGGAUUAAAGAACAAUUUCUUAAAACCAGAAACACCUCCAAGAAAGGGUCCUUCAAUCAGCCAAAAGACAUCUCAGCAAGCAAAUCCUGCAGCUUUCCUGUCUGCCCCACAGUGAACUCUCCACGUGAUUACUUCAGUUGCCAACACAAAUUUGAUAUUGAACUAGUCUUCUAUUCAGAUCUACCAAUUGAUAAUUUGUAGCUGUUUUUUCUCUGACCGAUGAAGAAUUCGAUGUUUGGAUCAAACUCUUUUUGACUCUUCCACUGUUCAUUGAUAUGAGCUGUGAGGAAGCAAACAAGAUAAAGAUAAGCACAGAGAGCUGAGUCAACAAGAAGCUUUUAUCAGUUAUCAACAGGAAGAAAAAGCUUUCCUUGUGGAUUGGUUUCCAUGGAAUUUCCAUGCGUGAAAAAUGUUCUUUGUGUGCUGUGUUUACUUGAAAGUGACGAGAGAAUAUUAAAAGAGAGUAGAAAGUUGGUGCACGGUGAGUUAAUGAACUCUCAUCAAUCGUCAAACAUUCAAAUUUUCCUUGUGGAUAAGUUUUCAUGCAUGAAAAAACUUAUUUAAGUUCUUUGUUUUCUUCAGAGUGGCAAGAAAAUGUAAAAGAGCUAGAAAGUGUUGGGCUUUCUUUGGACAAAAUGGAACAAGAUGAGCAAUGAAAAGGA